Molecule: messenger RNA, 6150 nt
Organism: Sebastes umbrosus (honeycomb rockfish)
Lineage: Eukaryota; Metazoa; Chordata; Actinopteri; Perciformes; Sebastidae
Gene: tp53bp1
Product: tumor protein p53 binding protein, 1
Exons: 31
Coding region: 779-6013 (1744 amino acids)
Biological process (GO): positive regulation of transcription by RNA polymerase II; DNA damage checkpoint signaling
Cellular component (GO): nucleus
Molecular function (GO): histone binding
Source: RefSeq, a predicted model, not a curated record
UUAUGAUGAAGUAGUAUGUCCCAAAUGUACUCAUACUGCAUGCAACAGUACGUACUUUGUAAGGGCAGCUAAAAGGAAGAAGUAUGUGAUCUGGAACGUAGCCUGAGCUCCACAUUUCAGCUCUUUAUUUGUGAAUUAGAAGUCCUUCCUGACUCUGAUCAGCAGCUGAUUGUCUCUCAGUGAUUGCAGACCGCUGGCAGCUGCGUUCACUCAGUCAGCACACAGCGUGACAGAAACAUCCAAACUGUGGCUGAAUGUAUUUCAUGAAUAUUACCGGCAACAAAUGGAUGGAGCAACACCCCACUGUUGAAGCCUAAAUGAAAUCAAAUGGACUACUACUUAAAUGUUGGACCGUUGUGAUUCAGUUUUAAAGGAUUUAUUACGUUGUUGGACUUCCAGACGGCUUUGAAGCGCCUUUAACUGUUAUGACAUCACAUUAAAACGGAGCGCUGACACCAGAAAGACAAAGUGCUGCUGGAGAGACGACCUUCACAUCGUACGACAGUAAAGGAGAACAGCAGCUGUGUUCUCCUCCAGAGGAAAUGGCAUCCACAUUAAAAAAUGCCUUUGCAUCUUUACGUGCCAUGCGUGUGUAUUCCAUCCACACCCUGACUCUCUGCUAAACAGAGGCGAGGAAGGACUGAGAGAUGUUGGACGCGUUAUUAUCGCAUCCGACGGGACUCUGAAGGAAAACUGGGGAAAAACCAGGAGAGCUGACAUAUUGAUUUCUAAGCUACCAGCAGCCCGUCUCCUGUCUCCUGUCCUCGUCCUCGUCCUGAUGGAUCCCGGCGGUAGUGAGCUGGACUCCAGCCUGCCUCAGCCAGACAACCCGUGUCUGAUCGUGGAGGACUCUCAGCCGGACAGCGUCGCUCUGGAGGACGACCCGGAGAGCAGCUACCGAGCUCUGCUGGCCAGGAGGCUCUCCAGCCUGCAGCCAGCCGCCCGCAGCCCGGUGCUGGAGCUGAUAUCGUCCCCGCUAGGAAGCAGAUACUCUCAGACUGACAGCCAAUCAGAGAGCUCCCAGAGUAACAACCAAGCUGAACCCGGUAUUCUCAUGGCGGCCAACCCCAGCUCUGCGUUCCAGGAGGAAAGUCAAGUUCUCAACAUUUCCUCUCCUCCGAACAAGAAGAAGUGUGCAGCAGCAGAGGACACUGAUAUGGAUGCUGGAGCUGAUUCAACCACACACUGCAUUCAGUCUGAGGAAGGAGCCUCUCAGUUUGGGUUUCUGGAGCUUUCUCAGAGUCAGGAUCUGCGCGGUGAAGCGGUGAACAGUCAGGAGGAAGAAGACGACGUCGUACCUCAGCCAGACAGCGAGAGACGCUCCAAAUUAGCAGAGCAGAACAUGAGCUGCAGGACUUCACAGAGUCAGGACAACAAAGCAGUGAGAUCUGAGGUGAGCUCCAGCAGCUCUCUGGAGUCUUCGGGUCAGACGGGGAGGCAGCUGGGCAUCCAGGCUCUGCUGCACUCAGAGGGCCUCCAGGCCUCUGAUGAGCAGGACUGUGAGAUCCUGUCCUCACAGGAGGACAUGUUCGAUGCUGACAAGACAGGCGCUGCAGUGGACAGCACCGUGUCUGAGCCGGAGCAGCAGGGUCACCCCACCCCGACACCGGCCCAAAGCCUGCGACUACUGCAUCUGUCUGGACAGGGAACGCUGGUGCAGGAAAGUCUGUCCCAGAGCUCUGUUGACUACGUUGCCCCGACCCCAGACUUCACCCACACUCCUCUAAUAGUUCCCAGCUCACCGACCGGACCAGAGAAUGAACACGGUGCUGAUGAACCGAUGGAUACUUCGCUGCCUCCAGAAGAGCGAGCGGGAGAAAAGGAGGAGGAGCCGAUGGAAACGGAGGCGGCCUCUAAGCCACGCCCAUCUGCCUCCACUCCCGUCUCCCAGAAUUCCCCUGGUUUUGUGUUGGAGCGAACGCUCUCUUUACCCUCCCAGCCAGAGUUCUCUCAUGAUGUGUUUGUCCCGACGCAGAGCCAGGACGCCCCGCAGCAGUCAGAUAAGAAGACAGCGGUAUCGUUGCCUCGUGAGACGCCGUCUCAACGCCCGGAGUCAGCUCCUUUCACUUUGCCUUUGCAGCUCUCUGUGAACACGCAGAGCUGCAGCUCAGCUCAGCACGUCGAGGAGGACAGCCAGGCCACGCAGAUCGAGGACCUGGAAGAGCCGACCGGCGUCGACACCAGCGACUCUGUGGUGUCGCACCAGAAGAGCGAGAGCAAUGGCGUCCCCUCAGAGUCACAAACCGCCUCCAGUUCUAAAGCUUCCACCUCUACUGAACCAACAAAACAUCGCAGCGAAUGUGAAAAGAAGGAGCCGUCUGGUCUGUCGCAAAAGUCUGAAGUGCACAAAAAGACUUCUUUGAAUGUACAACAUGUGAAUGUAAAGAGUGGCGGCAAAGAGGCGAGCUCUGCUGACGGGGUGUCCUGCUCGCAACCAAAGUUUGAGCCCUCUGAUGUGACUGUUAACAGCUGUGUGCAGGACACUCCCCCCGCGGACACAACGCCCUGCAGCGUGCCCUCGCAGUCGAUGAUCUCUCAGACGUCUGCUGUGGAUGUGAUGAAGAAGUCUAUGGACGUGAGGAAGGAAGGAGGAAGUGCGAAGAGUCCGUCCGUUAAAUCAUCAUCACAGCAGCGUGGAACGGUUGGUAACAGUCAGACGGUCAGAGACGUGACGGAUCAGCGUCAGCAGGGUGACGUAGAAGAAGAGGAGGAGGUGAUGGAGGAGGAAGGGGAGAGCACAGCGGGAGGCGGGGCCUCAGGAAUGGCUCUGGUCCUCUCUCAGAGCCAGCUGGUGUCUCCGGAGCCCAUGGAGGAGGAGGAGGAGGACAGUGAGGACCGAGGAGACGACAGUGUCAUCGUUGUGUCAGACAGCGAGAGAGACUCCCAGGUUCCUCAGAAAGACGUGACGCCGCAGUCAAAGGUCAAAAGCUCCCAGCCAAUCAGAGGCAAAGUGUCCGUCUCCACUAACGGCCACGGGUCCCAGGCUCAGGCGAAGAAGGUGCACGCGGCUCCUGAUAGGCUCUCCCAGACCGAGAGGGCGGGGCCUGAACCAGAGGGGCUCAAAGACAAGAGUCUGAGCGACAGCUCGGGAGAGAUUUCCUUCCACUUCACACUUCCUAAAGAAGGGGAGCUGAUUGGUCCUGUUGUCGGAGCCACGCCCCCUCUGAUCAGCCAGCUGAAGCAGACGCUGAGACACAGCACUCCCAUCGAGAUCACUUCCUUUUCUGAGAAGUCGGGCGUGGCGGGUGAUGUGUCUGCAGACGGGGCGAUGGCAGCCAGUGACAUCGUAGCGGGGGAAAGCGGGGACGACACUACGGAAAAGGGAGACGGGAAGCUGAGUUUGAGGAUGAAGCUGGUGACGCCUGUUGAGGAGGGCAGCUCGGAGCGCUUCAGCCUGCAGAAGCCAGCGCUAUCAGAAGAGGAUGGAUCUGUUGUCAAGGUUACCACUGUUGCCAAGGCCGUAACCAGCAGCCCGUCAGUGUUCAGUCGAGUCAGACAGGUGCACAGACAGCAGGACUCAAAGGAGGACAGCCAGACUGGAGGCAACACCACACCUGUCAGAGCGGAGCUGUUCGCCUCGCCACAGAGGAGCUCACCGGCGUCCUCGCUGGGAUGCAACAGCCUCCCCAACAGCCAAUCAGAGCCGUCACAGCAGGAAGUGUUGUUGGCAGCGCCGCAGGAGACCUCGAAGGAUCCUCCCGGCCCUGCAGGGCAGUCUGAGGAUCGGCGAGGACCGCCUCAAGCUCCAGAACCGCCGACCCCGAACAGGACCGACGUCAGACAGAGAGCUCCCCAGCAGACCGCCAGUCCGUCCAAUAAGCUCCGCCAGCGGACCGUCUCCCAGCAGACCAGCUUCGAUGCUCCGGGGCUGCGCUCCCCAGCUGGCCGGGGUGAACCAGAGUCUCCGUCCUUCAGAAGAACCACCGCCCCCGCCCACCGCAGACACGUGCGCACCAUCCAGGAAGUGCGGACCACCGUCACACGAAUCAUCACAGACGUGUAUUACGAGGACGGCAAAGAGGUGGAACGCAAAGUCACAGAGGAGAGCGAGGAGCCAGUGGUGGACUGCCAGGUGUUGGACGGCGACAUCUCUCCGUGCCGUACAGGCAGCAGCUCCGUGACCUCCGGUGACCUCGCUGACAUCAGCUCUCUGUCGUCCAAGGCCUCCAGCAUGCAGCACAGCUCCGGAGGAACCAGCAGCAGCGGCUUCACCCGGCCGGACUUCAUCAUGCCGCCCGGCCGAGGGACCGUGUCCUUCAGUCCCAGGAGGGGAGGCGGGCACCAACAGAGGGGUCACAGGGGUCACAGGGCGGGGUCAGUGGUCACAAUGAACAGAAGCUACAGCACCCUGGGGUCCCGGGCCUUCGUCCCGCUGACCCCCAGAGGAAGGGCUAGGAGGGGACGACCCCCGUCCCGCUCCUCAAUGUCCAGGGGAGGGGGUCCCGGCUCACUGCGGAGGCUCGGUCCUCAUGGCCAGCCGCAUUCCUCCUCAGAGGAGGAGCCCUACACCCGCAUGCUCCCCCCACGCCUCCCCGUCAGCCCCACAGACGCCGAGCUUCCCAGCCGCUCCGACUCCCUCCGGUCGUCGCCGGAGGAGGCCAACUCGGCCGGGAGCAGCUUCGUCGGCCUGCGCGUGGUGGCCAAGUGGUCGUCCAACGGCUACUUCUACUCGGGCCGGAUCAUCAAAGACGCCGGCGAGGGGAGGUUCCGCCUGCGGUUCGACGACGGCUACGAGUGUGAGGUGUCGGGGAAGGACAUCCUGCUGUGUGAUCCCAUCCCCUUGGAGACGGAGGUCACCGCUCUACUGGAGGACGAGUACUUCAGCAUAGGUGUCGUGAGGGGUCAUAAAACCGAGGGUCAGGAUCUGUUCUACAGCGUGGAGAGGGACGGACAGAUGCAGUGGUACAACAGGAACGCCGUCAUCCUCUCUCUGGAGCAGGGCAACAAGCUGAGGGAGCAGCACAGCCUCGGGCCGUACGAACCCUCCGCUCCGCUGGCCAAGGCCUCCGACAUCAGCCUCGAUAACCUGGUGGAGGGGAAGAGGAGGCGCAGAGGAGCCCCCGAGGGCCAGAACACUCCCAACCGCUCCUCGUCCUCCGGCAGCCCCCGGACACCCGGCCCCUCCGGCAAGAGGAAGCUGAUGACCUCCGAAGACGCCAGGUCGCCGGCCAAAAGAGGCCGCAGGGGCUCGGGCGCCAGAGCCGCUCAGCGGGUCGGUUUGUGUAACACCUCCGGCAGCGGCACCGAUCUCCCCGGUCAGUCCGGUGACGUGAUGGAGACUCACGGUCCGCUGCCCCAGAACACCACCCUCUUCAUGGGCUUCGCCUUCAUGCUCACCGCCUCGUCGGAGAUCGACCGGCUGACCAACAAGCACGCCAGCGAUGACGAGGACGAUUACGUGCAGACAGGUCCGUAUAACAAAGCGUACACAGAGUCCCAGCUGCAGGCAGGUGGAGGCUUCGUCCUGCCGGACUUCAAUGAAGAACAAUGUAAGGCAGCUUACCAGAGCCUGCUCAUUGCCGACCAGCACUGUCGUACAAGGAAGUACUUGCUGUGUUUGGCCAGCGGCGUGCCGUGUGUGUCGCACCUCUGGGUACGAGACUGCUGCAAAGAUAACAAGCUGCUCAACUACAGGAACUACCUGCUGCCUGCCGGCGUGGGGCCAGAUGAGGCCAUGGUGGAAUGGCAUCCACGCUGCAGCCCGUUCAAGGCUCUACGGGUCCUUCUGGUGUUUGAGAAGCCAGUGGAGUUUUGGGCACAGCUGAUCACCAUGGGUGGAGGGUCCUCUGUUCGACAGUUCCAGGCAGACAAAGACGGUUCAGACAUUCCUGCUGGCAAGUAUGAUGUUGUGGUGACAGACCGUGCCUGUCCGCCAUUGGUAGAGAAAAAUGUGACAUCACAGGAAGUCCCGUUGGUGUCUCCCGAGUGGCUCAUCCAGAGUGUCAUCCGUGGGGAGCGCCUGGGUUUCCAUAGCAAGCCUCAGUAUCGCCACGACUACUCCUCUUCCUCAUAAUCCGACUCCACACGUGCAAAAUGCCUUCGACCAUGUUAAAUGUUCAGCAUUAGUUCUGUUGCAUGCCUCUGCUGUAUAUAACUUUAUCCUGUCUGUUUUUAAUGGGAUAAUAAAUUGUGACCCUUGUUUCAUUUUAA